AGCAUGCCCCCUCGAUUCAAAGCAAUUGUCUUCAACCGGUGAAUUCAAACAAUCAUGUUGAGACUACUUCGCACUCCUGUUACCCGCGCCCCGAUUAACCGCGUUCCAGCGGUCUUGUCGUCCCGAGUCGUCGCAAGGGGUCUCCACCCCGAGGUGCAUUCCAUCAAGGGGGACGACUUUUACUUGGCUCCCACUUUCCCCGACGAUUUUGAAUCCCCGACGAUGUACAGGAACAACAUUGGAACGAGUCAGUGGGACGAGAUCCACGCCACAUUCAGCGAGGCUUCGGUCAAGGCCGACCGUGGCGAUAUCAGCUUCGAGACCGUGUCUGAACGGGGAUUGGAAGGGCUGGCACCUGAGGAGAUGGUGCCCAAAAUGGACGAGAUGUAGCUAUGUCUUUGCCUUCGAGACUGCUUCUGACGGGCAUUCUUGAUCAAAUUGGGUCGUUGGCAUUGGGAAUUCAGUAUGGAUUUGUGUAUCAUCGGAAUCUGAUACUAUUUUUCAAUCGGAUUCUCUUGCUUGUCAUUGUCUCAAGACCUACUUGACUUCCUCCACCUGGUGCACCAUACCAUCCACCUUCGCCUCAACAUCUCUCUCCUGCGCGUGCUGUCCUGGCAUGACGGUUCUCCCUCCCUUGGAA
Messenger RNA from Aspergillus candidus, 640 nucleotides. RefSeq lists its product as uncharacterized. The record is from RefSeq and is a predicted model, not a curated record. Bases 55 to 390 code for a protein of 111 amino acids. NCBI's taxonomy places the organism in Eukaryota, Fungi, Ascomycota, Eurotiomycetes, Eurotiales, Aspergillaceae. The transcript has 3 exons.